Messenger RNA from Dermacentor silvarum, 2082 nucleotides. RefSeq lists its product as uncharacterized. NCBI's taxonomy places the organism in Eukaryota, Metazoa, Arthropoda, Arachnida, Ixodida, Ixodidae. The transcript is spliced from 2 exons. The record is from RefSeq and is a predicted model, not a curated record. Bases 112 to 1377 code for a protein of 421 amino acids.
UAUGCAAAGGGCUUCCAAAAUUAUUCCCGACACCGCCUUGAAGAAUCAGUAUAAAAGAGUCGGGGAUUUCGAACCAGGGCAGACUGAUUUGUGCAGCGAAGCAGCCGCACUAUGAGGUUCCUGAGUCUCACUGCGGUGGUCGUCGGCCUCCUGAGUCGCCAGGUCAUCGGGGGCCACCAACAUUCAAGUCUUGGAAAAGGAUUCUGGGGUGGAUAUUUGGGAGCAGGGUUUGGAGGAAGCUCUCUCGGCAGUGGAAGCGGCUUCGGUGGUGGAUACGGCAGCGGAUAUGGCAGUGGAUUCGGCAGCGGGAGUGGGCUGAGCGGACUUGGUGGAAACGGCGAUUUCUGGGGCGACAGUUAUGGCGGACUGUACGGAAGCAGCCCAUUAUCGGUUUGGAGGAGCUUAAUCUCGCCCAUCAUGUUGCCAAGCGGGAGUGCUAACUUCUGGGGAAGCAGCGAUGGUGGUUAUGGAAGUAGCCCUCUCGGAUACUGGAGGACUCCAGUCUACGUAUUGAGGUUGUUUUCUGUGCCGUAUGGAGGAAGUCAAGGUGGCACUGGACAGUGGGGUCUGCCCAGAGUAGGUUCGCCAUUGACGUGGUUUACGUGGGGUAAUCUCGGUGGCGCCAGGCCAGCGAGCACGCCCUGGGGAUUUCAGGGACGCAGUGGGAGUGGCGCAUUCCCGCAGCCAUCGGGAGGAAACAGUGGUCCUCAGGGUGGCUUGUACGGCGUGCCUGGAGGAGUAAGUGGAAUGGGAGGGUAUGGUGAGCAAUGGGGCCAAGGCGCACAAGGCGAAUCAGAGAGCCAGUAUGGACCGCAAAGGGGACUCAGUGGAUUCAGCGGACUGUUUGGACGCGGUGCCCAAAGCGGAUCCGGCAGCCUGUAUGGUAAUCAAGGAGGGUUCAGCGGAUUUGGAGGAUUAGGCGGAUUGUCGGUCGGAGGAGACCAAAGCGGAAUGGGUGGUCUGAACGGACAGCAAGGAGGGCUUGACGGGAGUGGAGGAUUUGGCGGAUUGUCAGGGGAAGUCGGAGGCAGUGAUUUCAAUGGCCUUUCUGGUCAAAGCGGUUCACUAGGCGUCGGUCGCGGACUAUUUGGCUGGGGCAGGCGAAGUGGCGGUUUGGGCUCCACUGGAAGCGGGAACUCUGGCAGCCAAAGCGGCUUUGGUGGAAGCAGCGGUGGACGAGGCGGAUUUGGCGGUAGUUUUAGUCUGCUCGGGGACAAUGACAACGAUUAUGGUGGCCUCGGCAGUCUUUCUGGACAAAGCGGCCCUUCUAGCACUCUGAGUGGUCUGUCGGUACUCGCGGUCUCACUGGGCGACUCGGCAGCCUCCGUGGUGGUCGUAGUGGUUGGUCCAACCAACUCGGAAGUUUUGGAGGACUAGGAGGCCAAAGUGGACUUGGCGGAUUGGGAAGCUUUGGUCAGAGUUGGUCCAGCAGCCUUGGUAGCGACAGCAGACGGAGUCAGGGUAGCCAAGGUAGCAGCAGUGGUCUCACCGGAAGGAACAAUCAAGGGACCGGAUAUACGUGGAGCUAUUCUGGACUAGGUGGCAGUCAAGGCUCGCCUGGUCAGCUAGGUAGCUUCGGAAGUGGAUUCGGUGGACUGGGCGGCUUCGGCGGUGCCAGCCAAGGUUGGCUGAGCCGUGUCACUGGUCUCUCUCGAAAGCAAUUGCAGCGCCUCUACAGGAAGUAUAGAAGAAGCGGACACAGAUUCACAUUUCUAGAAUACCUCAUGCAGCGUGGAUACCUCGGUGGCUCCUAUGGAGGGCUCCCAUUAGGCGGUAGACAAGGUAGUGGGGCCAGCAGGAAGAUGGUAGCAGUUUCUGGUACUGGAGUUCCAGACCAACGUACCAAUACACCUGGGGAACACCUCUGAGUGGCUCUGGCGGAAGCUCCUUCGGAAGUAGCUCUGGCGGAAGCUCCUUCGGUGGACUCGGUGGAUUGCCAAACCGCGGAUACGGCGGAUCCAGCAACGGAUUGGGAGGAAGCUUUGGCGGCAGCAGCAGCUGGAGUUUAGGAGGUGCUGGCAGAGAUUGGCAGCAGGACGAGAGGCAGCAACAAGAGAAGGUGUAUUAGAAAUAAAGUCCUUU